ACUGCCUUGUUUCCACUGUUAACUGUAUCAUCUCCACGCUCAGUCUAUGGGUCUAUCUACAAGCUCAAACAGAAGCAGGAAAAUGGAGAACUAUUUCAGUUUGCAAUUUCAAUUUGAUUCUAUUAAAGAGAGCUACUGUGCUUAUAAAAAGGCAGCUUCUGCCAUGUAAGUUUUCUUUUAUUUUCCUCUCUUAAAUUUCUUCAAAUCAUCUUUACAUUUUCUAAUGGCCACCCAUUUUUCCCUUAGCUCUUCACUAUACCCCCAAACCCACAAAUUGCUGUUGAAUCCACGCGAUUACCCUUUCAUUUCAUGCCAAAAACAAGACCGAAGUCUUGAAAAUGAUAGUGAAACCAGUAAAACGCGUAAAGCUAAUAAAACCGAUUUCAAUUUUCUGACAAUACCCAUAACUCUAACUGUAAUCUCCACUUCUUUGCCGGCGAAGCCCGUACUUGCUGCAGCAGCAGCGAAGACUGGCCACAAAAGGAAAACCCAUAAGAAAGCACCACCAGAAACCUUAACCCCAGACCAGCUUAAACAAUGGUCUAAAGAUCUCCCAAUUGUAUCAAAUCGAAUGCCAUAUACUGAAAUAUUGAGUUUUAAAGAAACCAACAGGCUUAAACAUGUAAUUAAAGCGCCCAAGGCUUGUUUGAAAGAACGGGCGGAGGCUGUUUUAGUGGUUUUAGAUGAUAAUCAAGUUUUUAGGACUGUUUUGCCUUCAAUGGAGAGUAAUAAGAGGUUCUGGGAUUCAUGGGAUGAGUUAAAAAUUGAUGCUUUGUGUGUUAAUGCAUACACUCCUCCUGUUAAGAAACCAGAGCUGCCUAAACCAUAUUUAGGAUUUUUGUGGAAAGUUCCGGAGUUUAUGUUAUCAAAGUUUAAGCCUAAGAAGGAGUCCAAGAGAGCUAUGGAGUUGAGGAAAGCAAGAGAGGAGUUUAAAAGGCAAAGGAAAGAGGAGUUGGAAAGAAUGAGAGAGGAAAGAGAAAUGAUUGAAAAGGCAAUAAAAAUGCAAAAGAAAGAGGAGCAAAGAAGGGCAAAGAAGGAAGUCAGGAAAAAGAAGUAUGAGGAGUCGUUGCGUGAUGCACAGAGGAACUACACGCGGAUGGCAAAUAUGUGGGCUGAUUUGGCACAGGACUCAAAUGUAGCCACAUUGCUAGGAUUGGUGUUCUUUGUGAUAUUUUAUAGGACAGUGGUGCUUAGUUAUAGAAAGCAGAAGAAGGACUAUGAAGAUAGGCUGAAGAUUGAGAAGGCUGAGGCAGAGGAGAGAAAGAAAAUGAGAGAGUUGGAGAGGGAGAUGAUGGGGAUUGAGGAAGAGGAAGAGGAUGAGAGUGAGCAAGGGAAAGCAGAGCAAAAUGCUUAUUUGAAGAUGGCUAUGCAGUUCAUGAAGUCAGGUGCACGAGUUAGGCGUGCACAUAAUAGGAGAUUGCCUCAGUAUUUGGAGAGAGGCGUAGAUGUGAAGUUCUCAGAUGUUGCCGGGCUUGGGAAGAUAAGGCUUGAACUUGAGGAGAUUGUGAAGUUUUUCACACAUGGGGAAAUGUAUAGGAGAAGAGGAGUGAAGAUACCAGGUGGCAUACUUCUUUGCGGGCCUCCUGGGGUGGGGAAAACUUUACUGGCAAAAGCUGUGGCUGGUGAGGCAGGUGUGAACUUCUUCUCCAUUUCUGCAUCUCAAUUUGUGGAAAUAUAUGUUGGAGUUGGUGCUUCCCGAGUCCGAUCACUUUACCAAGAAGCAAAGGAAAAUGCACCAUCUGUCGUCUUCAUUGAUGAACUGGAUGCUGUUGGAAGGGAGCGUGGCUUGAUUAAAGGGUCUGGUGGACAAGAACGUGAUGCUACACUUAAUCAGCUCCUUGUAUGCUUAGAUGGGUUUGAAGGAAGAGGGGAGGUGAUCACUAUUGCUUCCACUAAUAGACCAGACAUUUUAGAUCCAGCAUUAGUAAGACCUGGACGGUUUGAUCGGAAAAUUUUUAUUCCCAAACCUGGCCUUAUAGGCCGCAUGGAAAUUCUGAAGGUUCAUGCUCGUAAGAAGCCUAUGGCUGAUGAUGUGGACUACAUGGCUGUCGCUAGUAUGACAGAUGGAAUGGUUGGUGCUGAGCUGGCCAACAUAAUUGAGGUUGCUGCAAUUAACAUGAUGCGUGAUGGAAGGACUGAGAUUACAACUGAUGACUUGCUACAAGCCGCACAAAUAGAAGAGAGAGGAAUGCUAGAUAGGAAGGAGAGAAGCCCUGGCACAUGGAAACAAGUAGCUAUCAAUGAAGCAGCCAUGGCUGUUGUAGCUGUGAACUUUCCUGAUCUUAAAAAUAUUGAGUUUGUCACAAUUGCUCCUAGAUCUGGCAGGGAGCUUGGUUAUGUUCGGAUGAAAAUGGAUCACAUCAAAUUUAAGGAGGGAAUGCUUAGUCGGCAAUCCCUUCUGGAUCAUAUCACUGUUCAACUGGCACCUCGUGCAGCUGAUGAGCUUUGGUUCGGUGAGAGUCAGCUGAGUACAAUAUGGGCAGAAACAGCAGACAAUGCUAGGUCAGCAGCACGAACCUAUGUCCUUGGUGGCCUUUCAGAGAAGCAUCAUGGCCUGUUUGACUUCUGGAUUGCAGAUCGAAUUAAUGAAAUUGAUUUAGAGGCAUUACGGAUUUUGAACUCGUGUUAUGAUCGUGCAAAAGAGAUUCUGCAACAGAACAGAAAACUGAUGGAUGCAGUUGUUGAUGAACUUGUUCAGAAGAAAAGUUUAACCAAGCAAGAAUUUUUUCACCUAGUUGAGUUGCAUGGUUCUAUUAAACCUAUGCCACCAAGUAUACUUGAUCUCAGGGUUGCCAAGCGUGCAGAGUUUCAAGAAAUAAUGAUGAACCAGAAGGAAACAACCGCGAGCAAUUUAUAAGCAAUAUGCUAGGAGAACCCAUGUGGCAACAGACUUGAUCUUUGCUUGGGGUGGCAAUGGGGGAUUAGCCACGGUGAGCAGAGCAGUCAUUACGUUGAAUGAUGGUGCAAAUUGCUGAAUAGCUGUGGUUGUAUCUCUGUGAAGUCAACUUUGACUGAGAAAUUUAAACAUGCCAAAGUUAUCAAUUUCUGGUAAAUUGGUACACAGCACGCAGAGACAAUGGGGGAUGUGUCGAGGGAAACUGAGUUGGGGUGUUUUGACAUUACUCUGACCUUAGUUGGGGUGUUUUGGCGAGAAUUGAUUCAAUUUUGUUAUUGUUUAUGAUCCAAUCAUUAAAUAGAAAUCCUUCGCUUUGCUAUUCCAUGAAUUAUAGUAACAAAACCAGUUGAAGUGUUUUGUCAUUUGAUGGAGUUACCAGACUGAAAAAUGUUGAAACUGUAAUUGAAUCAAUUUUAUGGUAAUGGCUCUUUGAGAGCGCCUCCUAUUGCUUUGUUUUCUUUCAA
This is a messenger RNA of Jatropha curcas, 3360 nucleotides long. RefSeq names its product AAA-type ATPase family protein. NCBI's taxonomy places the organism in Eukaryota, Viridiplantae, Streptophyta, Magnoliopsida, Malpighiales, Euphorbiaceae. Gene Ontology annotation, cellular component: chloroplast. The record is from RefSeq and is a predicted model, not a curated record. Gene Ontology annotation, biological process: proteolysis; protein import into chloroplast stroma. Gene Ontology annotation, molecular function: metalloendopeptidase activity; ATP binding; ATP-dependent peptidase activity.